AUGGACUUAUUCGAGCAAUCACAUAAUUUCAGGAAGUCAAUUUUAACAGCUUCUGCCACCAAAAAUUGGCUAUUCCAGCUUGAGAAGACUUAUUGCCUCUGACCGUUGGUGUUCUGCUCUAGUGGAAGCAAUAAAGGAACUUGAUCCAUUGAGAAUCAAUCCUUUUCCUCUUCAGAAGGUUUGAAAGUUCUUACCCAAAACAGCGGAAAAACACAAGAAGAAAGAAAUAUUAGUACUGAAGAAGUAAAACAAACUGAGGAAGAAACAAACAAACUGGAGAUCUCUCCUGAAAAUAGUGAAUCUUCACCUGAAGAAGAGAAAGAAACUCUAACAGGAGCUAGAGAAAUAAGAAGGAGAAGGAAUCGUUCUGCUAGAUUAGACAUUACUGAUAAUCUGAGACAGUUGAGAAGACUUCUCCAAAGUGGGCAUAGAAGAAUCUUCAGAUGUUCUAACAAAAAGACGAGGUAUACUAAAGACAAGUACCUUGGAAGGAGGUCCAAAUACAUUGGAAUUACUAAAAACAACAUUCAUUGGCAAGCCUUGAUCAAUGUGAAUCAUGAGAAGAAGUACAUAGGCACUUUUAUAGAUGAAAUAGAGGCAGCAAAGACUUACGACUUACAUGCAAUAGCAAUGCAGGGGAAAAGAGCACGCUUGAACUUUAGCUACACACCUGAAGAAAUUGUGAGCAUUAUUGAUCACUAUCUUAUUCACAGACGUAUAAACCUCCAUGAGAACCUCUAA
Molecule: messenger RNA, 741 nt
Organism: Moneuplotes crassus
Lineage: Eukaryota; Ciliophora; Spirotrichea; Euplotida; Euplotidae
Source: the annotation of a GenBank genome assembly